Syngnathoides biaculeatus (alligator pipefish) is the source of this 4483-nucleotide messenger RNA. It is a transcript of the gene tab2, whose product is annotated as TGF-beta activated kinase 1 (MAP3K7) binding protein 2. Gene Ontology annotation, biological process: positive regulation of protein kinase activity. Gene Ontology annotation, molecular function: K63-linked polyubiquitin modification-dependent protein binding; ubiquitin binding. The transcript has 7 exons. The record is from RefSeq and is a predicted model, not a curated record. The coding region runs from base 544 to 2820 and encodes 758 amino acids. NCBI's taxonomy places the organism in Eukaryota, Metazoa, Chordata, Actinopteri, Syngnathiformes, Syngnathidae.
UUGGAAAGUAGAGAAAAAAAACCUCUCGCGAUAGUACCUUGCUCAUGCAGCCGCCAUAUUGUGUGACAGUAUUUUGAUUCGUAUGUACUGGAAGUGAGGAAAAAGAGAAAAGUGAAGGGCUGCUGAGGGGAGGGGGGCUGAAGAAGAAGAGCUGUCAAAAAGGUAUUCCAGAGUCUGUCUAAAAGCGGAGUGCUGGGGCCCGCUAUCCCUCCCCCGAGCGUUCUUUCGAGGACAUAUACAGGCCCGGGGCCUCGGUGGUGCAACUUAGCUUUUCGUCUGCCCGAUACUAGCUGGAGCUUUCUCGGCUUCUCCUGUGCCAGCUCUGCGGCCCUCCGGUGGUCCGGCGGCGUUCUGAGGUGUCGUAGGCGGCCGGAGGAGCGGCAGCGGGGAGACGGGGAAAAGCGGACAUCCUCCUUUUUUACUCCCUUCCCCCCACCCCUCCCACUCCUUCCAGAAGAGGUUCAAAAUGAAGGCUUAUUGCUUCCACAACUAAUGCCAAAGUACGCCAUCUCAAACAAGCAGUCCUGACCUGGCACCAUACGAAUGGCCCAGGGAAGCCACCAUAUUGAUAUUCAGGUUUUGCAUUACCUGCGCCAGAAGUUUCCUGAAGUCCCAGAGGGUGUUGUGUCCCAGUGUGUUCUGCAAAAUAACAACAACGUAGAUGCGUGCUGUGAAUACUUGUCCCAGGUCAGUCCAGGCUACUUGUACGGUGAAGAAGGAAACCUCAACUUUUCUAACGACCCCAAUUUGACCAGGCUCCGUAAUCACAUGACCCAGCUGAACCUGGGCCUGCAGUCUCAGAAUGUGCUUGUGGCCCCAGUGCAAGACAGCCUGAGAAUGAAUGGCAGCCGGACUCUGGCCCAUAGCCUGAGUGAAGGGCCCCUACAGACAGGCCAGGUGUCAAACAGUAAUUUUUUUCAGCAGGAGCCGCAGUCUGCUCCAGUUGAAGGGCCCCCCAGUCUCAAUGUGUUUAGUGCAAUGGAGCCCUCACGCAAACCACAGCCUCCACAACACCUUGGACUCUACCCUCUGGGUGUCAAAGGAGCGACAAUGGGUCUCCAGCAAACGACACGUUUCAAUCCUAUAACCGUGACGCUAGCUCCUCAUAUUCAGACAGGCCGUAACACUCCUACGUCUUUACAUAUACAUGGUGGGCCACAGUCAGGUCUCAGCAGUCCACAGGGUAACGCUAUCUACAUUAGGCCCUAUGUCAGUCAAUGCGGUACAACUCGACAGAAUCAGCAGCAGGGAGGCAGGGCCCAGUAUAGUCCCACUUCUCAGCCUCAGCAGCAGAUAUAUCAGAUCUCUCAUCCUUCAUCCUUGUCGGGGUCAUGGUCCGGCCCUCAGCAAUCCUCUUCUUCACAUACCUCACAACAUCAGAUCCAGGGCCACCAGACAUCUCAUGUCUAUAUGCCAAUUAGCUCCCCAACAAAUUCCCAGGCUCCCUCCAUCCUUCCCACUGGAAGCCAGGUGUCUUCAUCUGGUGUAUCUUCUUCUAGCUCGUCUUCCUCCUCGUCCUCAUCAUCCUCUGUCAUGCCCACCUCGCUCUCUGCUAUCAGCCAGUACAACAUCCAGAACAUCUCCACUGGCCCACGGAAGAAUCAGAUCGAGAUCAAACUUGAAUCUCCUCAGAGGAGUAACUCUACCACGACAGCUGUGCUGCGAACAGGUGGUGGGUCCCGUUCCUCCUCCACCUCUUCCUCCUGCCCAUCCUCCUCCUCCUCAACUGGGGUUUCUACAGUCCCUGCCACCCCUCUCUCCAUUGGAGGCUCCGGUCUGAGCCGUAGCCAGCCCACUGUUUACAUUUCUGCUAGCCCACCCACUGCUGCUACCACGCUUUCUGAGGAGGCAAUCCUGGCCUCAACGGGAUCCCGUUCACAACCCAAGUUUUACAUUUCAGCAAAUGCCUCCAGCGAUGACAGUGGGGGUAGGAACCCUCCCACAGUCUACAUUUCAGCUAACCCUCCAUUGCAGGGUCCAUCAGGUGCAAGGAACAUUGGGGGCCAGGUGAGCAUGGGCCCCGCCUAUAUCCACCACCAUCCACCUAAAUCUCGGGCUUCAAUGGGAGUGGGAAAUACUGCUUCCUCGCCACGUGUGGUGGUGACUCAACCUAACACAAAAUAUACUUUCAAAAUCACUGUGUCCCCCAACAAGCCCCCAGCAGUGUCUCCUGGGGUGGUGUCACCUACAUUUGAGCCCAACAAACUCCUCAGUUUACCGCCAGACCAUCACUUUGCAGAGCCAGACCCCCUCCAUUUCUCAGACCCACUUUCACCACACAAGGAGAGACCCAGCGAGCCUCGCAGACUCAGCAUGGGCUCUGAUGAUGCUGCAUACACACAAGCGUUGUUGGUCCAUCAGAAGGCCCGCAUGGAGAGGCUGUGGCAUGAACUGGAGCUAAAAAAGAAGAAGCUGGAGAAGCUAAAAGAGGAAGUCAAUGAGAUGGAGAAUGACCUGACAAGGAGGCGACUGCAGAGAUCAAACUCUGCCUCCCAAAUUCCUUCACUUGAGGAGAUGAAACAGUUGCGGUGCAAGAACAGAUUGCUACAAAUUGACAUUGACUGCCUCACCAAAGAAAUUGAUCUCUUUCAAAAAAGAGGACCACACUUCAAUCCCAGUGCAAUCCAUAAUUUCUAUGACAACAUUGGAUUCAUUGGUCCUGUACCAUCAAAACCGAAAAGUACUUUAACAAUUGACAGUAAGAGUGUGGCAGAGCAGGAGGAAGACGAGGGGACGCAGUGGAGCUGCACCGGCUGCACUUUCCUCAACCACCCGGCCCUCAACCGCUGUGAAGAGUGUGACCUCCUUCGGGACUUCUGAGCCAGAGAGGCUGUGAUGCGCCCCUCUAUCUGCUUUCUACCACGCUUGAAUUAGGGGGAGGGGGGAUUUAGGCUAUGUGAUUCUUUUCCUAUGACAUCCCUAAUGGGGUGUAAUCAUGGAGCCUCUUUCCUCCCUUUGUUUUUGCUGAAUGCUGUCCUCCUGAAGGUUUGACUGGAUACUGUUUACAGCUUGUGUUUCUUCCAUAAUUAAGGCAGGCACAGUUGGAUAAUACCUCACGUUAGACACUCAAGAUUGUGUGGGGUCCUUUUUUUUCCGCUCAACUUCGACCCUCCCUCCGGGAGUGGGGGGGUUACCUCGCUGCUCCCACUUCCAGUAUUACAAUUGCCUCCCCUCGCAAUGUCACAUGUACACAACACAAGUGCCAACGUGCCUUUUGCAGUUUUUUCUCCUGCAGUGGUUCGUUGAGGGGAUUUGGGAAUGUUGGGCCGCUGCUCUCUAUCUGAAGGGAAAACUAGGACUACUCCUCAUAGACUUGGUUUGCUGUUUCUAGAGGAUGUUAAAGGGGAAGCUGGCAGCACCACUGCCUUUGAAAUGUGCCUCACACCCUGGCCCCUUUUUCCAAUCUCGCUUCGUUUUGACUUAAAAAAUGAAAAAUUGCAUGCUUCGUGUACAGAAAGUCCCUUUUUACUGUACAUAAGUUCAGAAUGUGCCUUCUUCCUCACACUAUGAAUUGUGUAUUUCCUGUAAGUAUAGCUUUAUAGACAUUUUUAGUUUUCCCUCUUAUUAAACCAGUAAGUGAAACGACCCCCCCUUACCCUCCUCCUUUGUAAGCUUCUUAGUUGAGUUCUGCAGGAGCAGGAGAGAAAGUAAAUAAAAUCUCGCAGUCAUCACAAAGCUCCACGUGCUGUCGCUCGUGUCACUGUUUGCUGUUCUGUGGACCAUUUGCAGAGGAAGCAAAGCAGGAUUUUUUUUUCCCCAGGACACCAAAAAUGCCAGAAAUAAUUACAAUCUGCCUUUUUUUUAUCUGACAACUGGAAUGUAGGUUUAAUAUUUUGGGGACAGCAGGACCUCGAUGCAAAAAGACAUUUCCAGUCCAAUCUUCAACACCUGAGUGCUCCUCCAAGUGCUGAGGAAAAGAUCCUAUUUGUUAUUGUGCGUCCAUUGUUCUUCAAAAAAAAAGUUUCCUUUUUUCUUUGUGGUACUGAGGUUCAUCGUGAAUAUGUCUAAAGGGUCCUUAAUAAAGGUCAGAAUUUUUACUUUGAGUGAAUCUAAAAAUAAGCACAAUUUCACUACUUUUUGGUUCAUCUUUUAUUGGUGAGGGUGCUUAGACCUAAGGACCUUAAUUUGGAGUUUUUAAUUUUCAGUUUUUUCCCCAACUCGUUUAAAAAGGAAAUAGAUUUGCAUUUGUUCCUUGAGAAUUAUUUUACAAACAAAUUUUAAAUCCAUCAAAAGUCAGAAAAUGAAAAAAAAUCUCUGAAAGAUUUGAUGUGAAACGUUUGUCUUUUUUUGCAGGCCAAAAAAAAUUCAGCUUGAUCUGGAACUUUUUUGAAGAGGUAUUUUAUUUGGGAUUUAUCAAAUGGAGAAAAACAAUUCAAUAUCUUUGUUUUUAUCUGGGAAAACUCUCUGUAUCAGAUAAGUUAUUUGUUUAAAGAAAAUAAAAUAAAAUCAAUAGAUUUUGGGGAAAGAGCGUGGGUAUGAUUGU